This is a messenger RNA of Quercus lobata, 1137 nucleotides long. RefSeq names its product receptor-like protein 6. Gene Ontology annotation, molecular function: protein binding. The coding region runs from base 1 to 1137 and encodes 378 amino acids. The record is from RefSeq and is a predicted model, not a curated record. The transcript has 3 exons. NCBI's taxonomy places the organism in Eukaryota, Viridiplantae, Streptophyta, Magnoliopsida, Fagales, Fagaceae.
AUGGAGUCUUGGAAAAAGGGCACUGAUUACUGCUCAUGGGAUGGGAUUACUUGUGAUAGGGUGAAGGGAAACCUGAUUGGCUUUGACCUCAGUUGUAGCUGGCUUCAAGGCACCAUCCCUCCCAAUAGUACCCUCUUUCUUCUCUCUCACUUGCAAUAUCUCAACCUUGCUUUCAAUGACUUUGAUUUUUCAUUGAUUUCAUCUGGGUUUGGUCAAUUUACUAGGUUGAGAUAUCUUAACCUUUCAGGUUGUGUGUUUUCUGGCCAAGUCCCACUUCGUUUAUUGCGCCUCUCCCUAUUGGCCUCACUAUAUCUCUCUCAAAAUCAUUUUGUUAGUCUCGAAACAUUUGUUGUUAGAAGGCUUGCUAAAAAUUUGAAGAUGCUAAGAGAACUUCAUCUUGAUUUGGUUGACAUGUCUUCUGUUUCACUUAGGUCUUUGAUGAAUUUUUCUUCUUCAUUGACAACACUUAGUCUCUUUAACUGUGAAUUGCAAGGGACAUUACCAGUUGAUAUUUUUCGCCUACCAAACCUACUUACGCUCACUUUAACAUCUAAUAUUGAACUCAGAGGGUUUUUUCCAUUGGUAAAUUUGACAAGUCCCUUAAGGUUUCUGGAUCUCUCUUACACUAAUAUCUCGGGAGAAUUACCAAAAUCAAUUGACAAUCUAAAAUUCUUAAGGAAUUUGGGAUUACAUCAAUUCAAUUUUAAUGGCCCAAUAAUUGCAUCACUCGGUAACCUUACACAACUCACUGAUUUGGAUUUAUCUGACAACCAUUUUAGCGGUGAGAUACCAUCAUCACUUUCAAACCUCAAGAUGCUCUUAUACUUGGGUCUAGAAUAUAACAAUCUCAAUGGUUCAAUUCCCUCAUCAAUUGGGGACCUCACGAAAGUUACUCAAAUUUUCCUCCGAUCUAACUACUUCACCGGUCAAAUUCCAUCACUUUCAGAGCUAAAGGAUCUCAAUCUUAUUGACCUAAGAUUCAACAACCUUAGAGAUAGAAUUCCUAAUUUUUUGACCAACCUCACAAGACUCACCAAAGUUUACUUGUCUUAUAACCAACUCACUAGUCAAAUUGAUGAAUUCCAAAAGCUUGAUAUUUCAUCAAAUGACUUGAGUGGCAUUGUGGAAUUUGAUUAG